This is a messenger RNA of Suhomyces tanzawaensis NRRL Y-17324, 2473 nucleotides long. It is a transcript of the gene CBK1, whose product is annotated as serine/threonine protein kinase. The transcript is spliced from 2 exons. Gene Ontology annotation, biological process: intracellular signal transduction; peptidyl-serine phosphorylation. NCBI's taxonomy places the organism in Eukaryota, Fungi, Ascomycota, Pichiomycetes, Serinales, Debaryomycetaceae. The record is from RefSeq and is a predicted model, not a curated record. Gene Ontology annotation, molecular function: ATP binding; protein serine/threonine kinase activity. Bases 1 to 2076 code for a protein of 691 amino acids.
AUGAACUACGACUACUUGACAGACGAGCAAAAGCAGCAGCUCUACUUUCAGCACUUGCAACAGCAACAACAGCAGCAGCAACAGCAGCAACAGCAACAUCAAAACUACUCUGGCUAUGAGGAGCAGUCUCACUUCCAACAGAACCAGCAGUUCGAAUCCAAUGAUGACAGCUUUAUGGACGAGGACACUACUAUCCAAAACCCUCCUUCCUCCACCGCUUUCGAAUACAACAACUCGCCCAUCAGAAAACAUGAAGACAACAUAGCACCCCCCGCCUCUCAGCUGGCAUUUAUGGGUGCCUCUCCGAAGUUCCUGAGUGACAGCCAUUUUGGCGAUGAUCGUGUUCUUGAUGACUACGAGGGAAAUGGCUUCAACGGGCCCCACCUGAACGGCGCAAACAGUAACGUCGGCAACAAAUUCACUUCUAUUGAUUCAUUGAGCUUCAAACCUCCAACCAAUUUUACUCAGUUAAACAACAACAGUAGCACCAACGUUUCAGAAAUCAGCAAUUCUAAUUCAUUGACAAAUUCGUUGUUGUCUAAUCACAGUAACACAAACAUUUUGAAUUAUGGUGGCCCUCAUGGUCAACAAGGAAAUAUCAAAGCAUCUAACUAUGUGUAUUUCAAUAGAAAUCCCAAUUUCUUGGGAAAGGAUACCCAAGAUAGAGCAGCAGCGAUCAAAUUGAAGAUGGAGAACUAUUACCAAAUGUCCGUUAGUCAUGCAAUAGAAAGAAACCAAAGAAGAUUAGAUUUGGAACAUAAAUUGAUGACAGAGGACGUUGGUGCAAGUGAGGAAAGAAAGAACAGACAAUUACAAAGUUUGGGCAAAAAGGAGUCACAAUUCUUGAGAUUGAGAAGAACCAAAUUGUCCUUGGAAGACUUUACAACUGUCAAGGUUAUUGGUAAAGGUGCCUUUGGUGAAGUCAGAUUAGUCCAAAAGAGAGACACUGGUAAAAUCUAUGCCAUGAAGACCUUGUUAAAGUCUGAAAUGUACAAGAAAGACCAAUUGGCACACGUCAAAGCAGAAAGAGAUGUUUUGGCAGGUAGUGAUUCUCCAUGGGUUGUGUCUUUGUACUAUUCGUUCCAGGAUUCGCAAUACUUGUAUUUGAUUAUGGAGUUCCUUCCAGGAGGAGAUUUGAUGACCAUGUUGAUCAGAUGGCAAAUUUUCACCGAAGAUAUCACCAGGUUCUAUAUGGCUGAAUGCGUCUUAGCAAUAGAGGCUAUCCACAAGCUUGGGUUUAUCCAUCGUGAUAUCAAGCCCGAUAACAUUUUGAUUGACAUUAGAGGACAUAUCAAACUCUCGGAUUUUGGGUUGAGUACCGGAUUUCACAAGACGCAUGACUCUAACUAUUACAAGAAAUUGUUAGAGAAGGAAGGGCCAGGUAGCCACUUGCAACCAAAUCAGUUGACUAGUAAUCCUAAUGGAAGAAACUCGAUGAUGGUGGAUGCCAUCCACUUGACAAUGUCGAACAGACAACAGAUGCAAACAUGGAGAAAGUCGAGAAGAUUGAUGGCUUAUUCUACUGUGGGUACCCCUGACUACAUCGCACCCGAAAUCUUUAUCCACCAAGGAUACGGCCAAGAGUGUGACUGGUGGUCACUCGGAGCUAUCAUGUUUGAAUGCUUGAUCGGAUGGCCACCAUUCUGCUCCGAGACUCCACACGAGACGUACCGGAAGAUUUUAAACUGGCAAGAGACCUUACAGAUUCCUGAGGAUAUCCAUUUGUCACCCGAAAGUGAGGAUUUAAUUCGCAAGCUUCUCACCAACAGCGAAAACAGAUUGGGAAGAUACGGGGGCGCGGACGAGAUAAAGCAACACCCAUUUUUCCGCGGGGUCGACUGGGACACUAUUCGCAAGGUGGAUGCGCCGUUUAUUCCCAAGUUAAGAUCUAUCACCGAUACCAGAUUCUUCCCCACAGAUGAGUUAGAAAAUGUUCCGGAGUCGCCUGCAUUGAGUAAGGCCAUGGAGCAGAGAGAACAAGAGGGUCCUGGCAAGAAGAAUGCCAAGGAAGACCUCCCUUUCAUCGGAUACACAUACUCUCGGUUCGAUUAUCUCACCCGAAAGAACGCAUUGUGACCACUUCCCAAGUCCUUUGCGGAAGUUGCUGAUCAACGAGUCGCUUUACGUGAAUUUAUGUUUCAGACACUUUAUGCUUUAUGUAGAAACCGCCUCAGCCACUUUGGCUGCUACGAAUUCUUGAAGCGUUUUAUUUGGCAUCUGUAUCUCCGUACUGUAGGAGUGUAUCUUCAUGAACUUCACAUGCGCAAGACUAUAAUUAUCUCCGCUAUUAAUAGUGGCUCGUAGUUUAUCUAGCUUUCGACUGUGCUCUUAGUCAUGAUUACUACAUAAGAAUAGCUCUAUGGAAACGGAGUUAAUAGACGGAACAUUUCUAGUUUGUGGUGAUAUAUUGCAUCCUCAGCCACAAUGGCUGCGACAAAUCCGUAAUCAUCGUGGCUAUAUCGUGCUUCAGGAC